This is a messenger RNA of Mizuhopecten yessoensis (Yesso scallop), 3472 nucleotides long. RefSeq lists its product as uncharacterized. Gene Ontology annotation, molecular function: carbohydrate binding; hydrolase activity, hydrolyzing O-glycosyl compounds. Bases 292 to 1467 code for a protein of 391 amino acids. The record is from RefSeq and is a predicted model, not a curated record. The transcript has 11 exons. Gene Ontology annotation, biological process: carbohydrate catabolic process. NCBI's taxonomy places the organism in Eukaryota, Metazoa, Mollusca, Bivalvia, Pectinida, Pectinidae.
UUAAUUGUGUGAUAAGUACGUGUGGGGGUAACUGACGAUACAUGAACUUGAAGGAAAAAUAAAUUAAAACCACGUACCACAGUGACGUAACGAUUAACCUUUGACCCAAUGACUAAUUGUCUACGUCGGUCAGUUGUGUUAAUGAUAUUUAUGCAUUCACUGAACCGAAUCUACGCCUGUGUCAGUUCUGAAAUUUGUAUUCAAAUACAGUGUUUAACGUAAGUGUGUGGGAGAGACUUUGCUUUGAUUUUGUUGUUAGCUGAAGCAGGGAUUUACGUUCUCAAAAGAAAAAUGACGACUUUGGAGUUAAAAUGGAUGCUAAUGGUUGUGUUAGGGAGCAUAUGGUGUCUACAUGAUGUGCACGGGAACGACUUGGUGAGUUGGUAUUACCAUUCACGGUCCUACAGUCGACUGUGUUACUGCUCCAUAUACCUGGAUUCCUGUUACCCCAAUGGGUGUGUGUCUGAUGGUGGCUGCAGUAUACCAUUACCAAAAAACUACAUUGCCCAACAUCUGCAUGGCAAGACCAUUGCUAUUGACGGAAAGCUUGACGACCCUGCCUGGGAAGAGGUGCCUUGGUCUGCGUCAUUUGAUGAUAUACGUGGUAGUACUUUUCCAAAGCCAAAGCUUGAAACAAAGUUCAAGCUGAGGUGGGAUGACAACAACCUUUACGUUGCUUUGUAUAUGAAGACAAAGAAUAUGUGGGCAACCAUGACAGCUGAUGAAUCACAUCUGUUCAGAGAAAACGCAAUCGACUUGUUCUUCGUUCCUGACGAAACACUACACAAUUAUAAACAAAUUGAGGGAAACGUACGGAACGCAACUUUCGACCUGAGCCUCUCAAAGGCUUACAUGGAUGGAGGUAUUGCCAAUGAAGCUUGGGAGGCUAGGGAAGAAAAGGGAGUCACACACGACGGGACCAUAAACGACCCCGAAGACCCAGGCAGUUUCUGGACAACAGAAUGGGCGUUACCUUUCCGAUCUCUGUCUGAAGGGUCUACAAGAAAUCAAUCUAAACCAUUUGAUGAUGAAGUUCACUUUAUGCAAUUUGCCAGAAUGAACCAGCAUUUGAGAGUAGCAAGAGGCACAUACGAACUGGAUACUCCUGCUCAAACGGAUUGGUGGACAUGGGAGCCAAUAGGAGCUGUCAACCUUCACCUGCCCAGUCGAUGGGGACUUGUCAAGUUUUCCAAAGACAUGAAAAACAAAGUGUUUUCUUUCCCAAGAUGGCACAUCUACAAAACUUUGUUUUCCAUCUUUGAUGCAUUGCAGCAAUACAAAGCGAUGAAUGGUAUAUACAGCUCCAAACUGGAUGAAAUCCCCGUGCCUCGCCACGUGUACAGAAGGCGGUGUAUUGAACUCCCUAUAAUAGAAGUACUCGGUAAUGGAUUCGUCGUGACCGUGAAAUCUCGCAUUACAGGCGAGACCGGAAGUAUAGCCCAAGACCGUGGCGUCGCUUUCCACUGAUGUACCAGUAUUAAUUAUGUAAUAGGCCAUGCAUUACCACUAAAGCACCGUAUAUAGAUACACAGAUUUAUUCUCACAUUAUACAUAAACUAUUUUCAGGAUUUACAAUCCUUUGACUGUCAGUUUGUAAUAUAAAUAUACAUAAGUAUGCUAUCGCCUAAGUACCAACAUAUUGAUUCAUUAAUAUAAUUUAAUGAAAAAAUAUACAGAAUCUUACUAAAAAUUCGCAGUGAUAUUCAACUUGAUAAUUAUUUUUAUAAUAAAGUCAAGAAACUGCUUCCUUGAGAUGAAAUUGAAGUAAACAGUUUAUGCAAACGUUAUCAUUUUCCUUCCAUGUUAAGGAAAACUUACUUAUAGGCGCUCAUCUGACGAAUGUAUUAAUUAUUUGAUUAGGUUAAGAACGAUAACUCUUAUUCAUAUCUUUUAUUGAAAUUUCAAUCAAUGCGCAGUGUAUUUAUGUCGUAUAUAUAUUUGAUAAACAUAAUGACAUAAAUUGAACUAAGUAAGACAUGGACUCUCACCUGUUAACAUCACAUAUGUCUUCCGACAACAUGCAGCUUAUGCUAGACUUGCUUUUUUUAUUUUAUUUUUUAGUAAACAGUCUUUGAACCGAGGAGAGUGGGCUUGCUGACAGUACAUGUAAAAACCAAUUGAUAGCAAACUAUGUACUUUACUUGACAUGACCCAUGUAAUAUUGUAUAUAUUUCAGUAUGUUUCUUUGCCUUCAAACUUCGCUGAUAGUAUAAAUGUGCAAAUAAAUAUGAAUAUGAAUUUGCAUAAUUAGAGAGAAGAAUAUCACUAAUGCCUAUUUUACAAAUACAAAAUGAAAGUAUCUUUGCGGCAAUUUCUUUAUGUGGUAUACAUUAUACAAAAAACGAUCGACGACUUUAAUUGGUUAAAAGUUGUAUCCUUUAAUAUCAUUUAUGUGAGACAUCCUCUAAUUAUCCACGUACUUGAUCAAGGCUAUUACUAAGGUGCAUAAAGUAAUGAAAUUAACCUAUGAAGUAUAUCUAGAUCUGAUCGUACCUGUUUUAAUUUCUCACUUUCAUUUUUGCAAAAUUUAGUGAAGAUUUCAGUUCUGCGGUAUUCGGAAGCCUGUGUAUCUCGAAAUUUUGCUAUUCAUUCAUCUAGAUGUUGAGCAUAAUUCAUUUCACGUAGAAAGUUCGACUCAUUUAUUUUAAUUAUAUUUCAAACUGAACGUCAAGGCCAAACUACAAAUGUUUUCAGAGUUCCUCGUCAGAGUAUCAGGCAACUUUAAAUAUUUCCUGGCUUUUCUUGGCUAGGUAUUUCAUAGUUUAUAUUGAUACUGUGCAAAUAUACAGUUCCUUAAAAUUAGCGCUGUUAAGGUCGAAUGAAUGUAUUGAUAAACGGAAAUAGGAAGUACAUCCCUAGUUUAAAAUCCAAUGUGCAUAAAUUACCAUUUUAAAUCCUUGAAAUUGUGACAACCUUUAUUUUUUUUGUGGCAGCAAACUUUAUUGAAUUUAAAUCUAGAAGGAUUUCGCUACAAAAGUCAAAUUAAUAAACACGAGUUAUCUCCCUUUAACCAUACACAAGAGGAUAAUUUUCCUAACCAGUUGUGAAUGGCAGUUUCGAUGGAACUGUUUGUUCAAUGCAACCUAACGUCCCACAGAUUAGAAUUGUCAUACCCGUGUUCCGUUCAACUUAUUUGUUACAGUGUGCCCGUCAUAUACAUUUAUCCAAACAAAUAACAUGUUUAAGCCAAGAAAACCGUUGCUUCCGGUGUUAUAGUAUUUUGAUGAUUAAAAAUGAAAGCAAAUAUAAUAAAUGAAAUUAAAAAAAUGUGGAAAAUACUGGACAAAUAAUUUAGGUCACAUAGAAAGUUUUGGUUGAAAUAUCGUAAUCUAAUUAAUCUAAUUAAUUAAAUAAAAUAAUAAUGAAAGAAAAUGUGGAAAACAUUGGGCAAUUAGUUUAGUUUACAUAGAACAUUUUGGGCUAUUGUAAAUAUCACCCACUUAUCUUUAAUAAAGAUUUCAUUGAGUCUUAA